AUGUUUUAUGGAACUGGUGUUCCUCCGUGGGAUCAGGACAACGUGGCCAAGCAGGCGACCUCACUGGAUGUCUCGUUGAAAGAACCACAAGGAGUCAGUCCUGGAGAAAUGUGGAGGCUAUUGCAGAAGCAGCGUAGUCCUCGUUCAAUCACUAUCUGCGACGAAAAUGAAAUAUGGCUGGUUGAUAGUGCAUUGUACUUCUUGGCCAGCACGGCAGGGGUUGAUCAGCUUGCGGUACACAAAGAGCUAAUGGCUGGAAUCGUCACUGCGCAAGAUCUCAUCGCUGCUCUCGCAUCACAUCACACUCGAGUGAGCAAUGAUUCUGUCGAGGUCCUAACUCGUGAACGAAUCAAGCAGGAGUUUGAGAGGUUGCGAGAGACAACGGGCUGCUGCAGUUACCACCAGAAGCGACCGCCGAACCAUCGAUCAAGGCAACUCUGCGCAUUGGCUAAAACUGAUCUGCUGAUGUAA
Molecule: messenger RNA, 471 nt
Organism: Ostertagia ostertagi
Lineage: Eukaryota; Metazoa; Nematoda; Chromadorea; Rhabditida; Trichostrongylidae
Source: the annotation of a GenBank genome assembly